CAGAGUGGCGCAUCUGAGCCGCGUGGAGACUCUAGUUUCCUCCUCUGACGCGCUUCUGCUGCUCACUGAAAGAUCGCGGACCCCAUCUUGGAUCAGGGGAGGUUUUAAACGGGAAAAGUCAAAGAGGCAGGAAAGAAAAACAACAACUAUAAAACGUCGGCAAACCCGUUCGUUUGGACCGGUGGCGAAAAUGACACUCGGUCUGAACUCAUGACAUCUGCUUUUAAGUACUUUUUCGAGACUCGGACGAAGUAAAACAUCAACAGCCGCUGGAGCAGGAGGUUUUCCUCGUCAGCUGGUAAAGUUGUUUUGUAUGUGUUAGCUCGCACAAGAACACCUUUACCUGUCGGACAUGACAUCCGCCAACUCAGAUAUGCCCGAGGUGCUGUCACUGGCCUCAGCCACUGGAUCUCUUUCUAACGUUGUCCCGAAGGCCAACAACAAACGACAGGCCACCUCGGACUAUGACGACGACGAGGGAAGCAAAUUGUUCAGGUGUGAUGAUGAUGAUGGAGGCGGAUCCAAUGACAAGGAGAGGUUUGCCAGGGAGAACCACAGCGAGAUCGAGCGCAGGCGGAGGAACAAGAUGACCGCUUACAUCACAGAGCUGUCAGACAUGGUGCCCACCUGCAGCGCUCUGGCACGCAAACCAGACAAGCUCACCAUCCUGCGCAUGGCAGUGUCACACAUGAAGACGCUCCGAGGAAGCGGCGGCACUGAUGCAGCACAUAAACCCUCCUUCCUCACAGACCAGGAGCUGAAGCACCUGGUUCUGGAGGUGGCUGAUGGGUUUCUGUUCGUGGUGUCGUGUGAAACCGGACGUGUGGUUUAUGUGUCAGACUCUGUCACACCGGUUCUGAACCAGGCUCAGUCGGAUUGGCUCGGAUCGUCGCUGUAUGACCAGCUUCAUCCAGACGACACCGAGAAACUCAAAGAGCAGCUCUCCACCAGCGAGAACAACAACGCUGGCCGCAUGUUGGACAUGAAGACUGGCACAGUGAAGAAAGAGGGCGGGCAGGCAUCUGUGAGGAUGAGUAUGGGCACACGCCGCUCCUUCAUCUGCAGGAUGAGAUGUGGAGUGUGUCCCGUAGAGCCAGUGUCCAUGAACAGACUUCACUUCCUGAGAAGCAGAAACAGGAAUGGACUGGGUCCUCCUAAGGAGGGCGAGCCGCAGUAUGCGGUCGUGCACUGCACGGGCUUCAUCAGGUCCUGGCCUCCUGCAGGAGUGACUCUUUCUGAAGAGGAGGCCGAUAACAAUCAGGGAAACCGUUUCUGUCUAGUCGCCAUUGGAAGGCUUCAGGUCACAUGUUGCCCGAGCGACUCAAACAUAAAUAACAUCAGCGUUCCAGUGGAAUUUAUUUCCCGCCACAACUGUCAGGGCCUCUACACUUUUGUGGAUCACCGCUGUCAGGCGACGGUGGGCUUCCAGCCUCAGGAGCUACUGGGGAAGAACAUUGUGGAGUUUGCACAUCCAGAAGACCAGGGCUUACUCCGAGACAGCCUUCAGCAGGUGGUGAAACUGCGAGGUCAGGUGCUCUCGGUGAUGUUCCGCUUCCGUUCUAAAUCCCGCGAGUGGAUCUGGAUGAGAACCAGCUCGUUCACCUUCCAGAACCCUUUCUCUGAGGAGAUCGAGUACAUCAUCUGCACCAACGCCAAUGUCAAUAGAAGUGCGAAUCAGGACUCCCUGUCCCCCCUCUCUUCCCCUUCACUGGGGCAGAGCAGUCCUCACUGCCCCUCCAUCCCCAGCCCAGGCCAGGUCACAGCCAGGCAGAUGCAGCAGCAGGCCGAGUUAGACGGAGGCAUGGGACGAGAAGCAGCGUAUGAAACCAACCAGGCCACUCUUCCUCAGGGUCCAGUGCAGACUGUAGGUGUGGGCACUGCUGAUCACAACUCUAAGGCCGUGUGCUCCAGUGCCUCUGGUGGACAGCAGGGUUACCCACCAGCAGCGUCUUUCCCCAGCUCUGCCCGUCCCAGUGAGCCCUUCAGGUCAGCCGGACUGGUCCAGCAGAUGGUUCCUCACUCAGCUGGUCAGAUGCUGGCACAGAUGUCCCUUCAGAGCACACCGUCUGGAGUCUCCACCAGCAACAACAGCCCCAUUCAGAACCAGACGGGUCCCACAGCGCCUCCUGGAGUCUGGCCUGCCACACGACCGCCCUUCAACCCACAGGUACACAUUCAAAGUAUUCAGAGUCAGUCUCCUCAGUUCAACAUGGGAGGUUUCAGCUCCGCCCCUACAUCCUCCACCUCCUCUUCCUUCAGCCAGAUGGGCGGGGCUUCUGCUUCAAUGGCCAACACAUCAAAUUACCAACAAAUAAACAGCCACACCAUCCCAUCAACUAAUGGAUUCGGUGACAUGAAUCAGAUGGGAGCGCAGUUCAGCUCCAGGCCUGCAGGGGGAGUGUCAGGCUGGCAGCAGUGGCAAACUCAGCCACACACACAGAGCACUGCAGACACACACCAGCAGCCUCCAAACAACCAGCCAGAGCUGUUUCAGGAUGUGAUCUCCAUGUUGGAUCAAACCGGCAGCUUCAGCAACGAUGAUUUCACCGAGUUGCCCAUGUUUCCUCCAUUCCCCGAGUAGUGAUCCCGCUUCUUCUGUUCCUCCUUUACUUCCUGUUGCUCUCUCACGCGCCAUUUCUGACUCUCUUAACCAAAUCAAUGGCAGAACAGAGGCUUGGCCGGAUCUGGAACCAGAGUGAGACUGAUGCAUUGUGGGAAGGGAAGUUAAAGCCAUAAUGUGAGGAUGCAGUGUAGCGCAGAGACAGACAGACACUCAGGCCGUGCUGAAAUGUUUAAAAUCACGCACAAUUGCACACUUGUAGCACAAGCGGUCUCGCACUGUCUGCCGUACACACACACACACACACAUGCUCAGAUUUAUGAGAUCAGGAGGGUAUGUGUGCCCUGUACACACACACACACACACACUGGUCUGUCUGUGACUGAUUGUGUACCAGUUGCACUGCCUCUUCUCUAACGCCUUGUGACAGAAGAUGUGUGAGAACUGAAUUCAGCUGAAAGACUCUCUGAGAGUCUCAAAUCAGCUGAUCGUGUGAUCCUGAUCUGUAACACAGAAACCGUGGCACGCUUCCCUUCCCUUGUUUUGAAGAGCGUCUGUUCACAGUUGAAGAAUCGGCUCUGUUUCUAUACGAUGUGGAGUUUGAAUUGAAUUGGUUUAACAGGAUCUUGAAUUCAAAAGACGGGAAGAUCAAUUCAAAAUUUACUGAAUUGGAGUUUUGCUUUUUUUUAUCAACAUCAAUUUCUUGAUGUCUUCCAGUGUUUCAAAUGUAAUUCAUACUUCAAAUGUUUUUAAAAAUGACUUUUUUCAAUUUUUAAUGUUACUAACACUUUAUUUUACUUUAUUGUCCUUGUUGCACAUCACACAUACUCACUGUAGUAAACUAUUCUUAAUAACAUGCAGUUAACCCUAAACAGACCCUAUAUCGUGAGU
Molecule: messenger RNA, 3451 nt
Organism: Carassius carassius (crucian carp)
Lineage: Eukaryota; Metazoa; Chordata; Actinopteri; Cypriniformes; Cyprinidae
Product: aryl hydrocarbon receptor nuclear translocator-like
Exons: 21
Coding region: 353-2581 (742 amino acids)
Biological process (GO): regulation of transcription by RNA polymerase II
Cellular component (GO): nucleus; transcription regulator complex; cytoplasm
Molecular function (GO): RNA polymerase II cis-regulatory region sequence-specific DNA binding; DNA-binding transcription factor activity, RNA polymerase II-specific; protein dimerization activity
Source: RefSeq, a predicted model, not a curated record